CCUGUCUGUUCCGGCUCGCCGCGACCGUUCACCACCGCCGGACAGCUGGCCGCCCAAAGGACAUGCCCGCCCGCACACCAAUCGGGCAGCUCGCGGCGCAGCGGCGGCUUGAGACUCAGCUAAGAACACAGAUGGCUGGGAGGCGGCUUGUCGCUGUCUCUGCCCAACCGACUCGUGACCAGCUUGGGCUGCACGUUCGGCUGGAGUUCUCAGACUCUAGUCACUCCGUGUGGCUCCACUUUACAAACACGAGCGCCAGCUGCCUCCGCGAGGCGAUCUCUACCGUCGGUCGCAGUCAGCGGUCGGGCGCCAUCAGACUCCACCUUCACCGCCCAGAGAGCGAGAAGAAGAAGAGGACGGCACGCGAAUGCUCGCGAAUGCUGCCGACCCACGUGCUGACCCCAGCCGAGGUCGACCUCCUCGGCCCCGCCGCCGCCUGCUGCAUAUGCCUGGAGGACUUUGCCGCGGGCAACCGCGUGAUGGUCGUGCCGUGCGCCGGCCUGCACAAGGUCCAUGCUGCUUGCGGCCGACGCUGGCUGGAGAAGGAGGCGAACACGUGCCCCGCCUGCCGGCACGAGCUGCCCUCGGACGGCGCGGACGCCGAGCAGCUCAAGGCCCUGCGCGGUCUCGCGGUGCGAGACACAGUUCCGAGCCACCUCCAAGAUUCACGCGCCGCAACACGUGACGCACCCAUGACACGUAGGCGCGUGAGAUCUGGCGCGUGCAGCAACUAGGGCUGCAGCAGCAGAGUCCGGAAAGUAGCGAGGGGGAGAAUAGUCAGCGGAGGCAGCAGCGCCCUUCGCCCCGCCGAACAGCGCCAAAGGCGGCGCCGCCGGCGGCGGUGGAGAGGCGCGCACCCGAGAAGGGGAAGCGCGCUGGCCUUGGCGGCUGGCUCACUGCAGGCAGCCGUUGGCUCGACCGCCUGCAGCCGGGCGGCGGGCGGGAGUCGAGUGCGGCGACGCCUGUGCCCUCGCGCGGGCAGCGGCUGUCGGUUGGGCAGCGACUGUCGGCCGGGAGGCGGCGGC
Emiliania huxleyi CCMP1516 is the source of this 1025-nucleotide messenger RNA. RefSeq lists its product as hypothetical. Bases 378 to 734 code for a protein of 118 amino acids. Lineage: Eukaryota; Haptophyta; Isochrysidales; Noelaerhabdaceae. The transcript has 2 exons. The record is from RefSeq and is a predicted model, not a curated record.